AUGGCGAAGUCAUUCCCUCCUGUCGCACCCGUGGCCUGCAGCGUUGGCUUUGUUGAAUCGAAGUCAGCCCUGAAGUCGGCCAAUGCGCUGUUGGUCAAUGAUGUGCCUACGAGUUUCAGAAUGUUCAAGCAGGAGCCUGCUACUGCUGCUACUACUGUUCCUCCGCUGACUGACGGGGUGCGUCUGGUCACGGCGGCAGAGUACAAGCAAGCGGCUGCCUGUCUGGCUGAUGCUUUUGCUGAGGACGAUGUGGCUCGGUACUUUAUCGAUGUGCUUGACCGUGAGCACUGGUCUGCAGAGGAGAAGUGGGCGCUGCAUGUGGAGAUUCUCGAAUACAUCACGUAUGCUCACAUCCUCAAGGGACUGGUGACGACAGUCGGGGACUUUGAAGCCGUGGCGCUGUGGCUGCCCCCGGGCCAGAACAUGGACGACUACAUGACCAUAUUCCGCAGCGGCAUGUGGCGCCUCAACUACCGCCUCUCACCCGAAGGCAAACGCCGCUUCUUCGACGAAUUCCUGCCCCUCCUCCACGACACCAUGCACAUGACGUUGAACGAGCGCGAAAACGAAGUCUGGUACCUCGUCUACCUUGGCACCAGGACCAGCGGGCGCGGCAAGGGCCAUGCGAGGAAGCUCAUCGAACAUGUGACCAAGCUGGCAGACCGGGAGGGCAGGGCCUGCUACCUCGAGUCGAGUAAUGUCGUCAACGUGCCGAUUUACCGCAAGUUUUUGUUCGAGGAACGCCGCACGAUUCAUUUGCAGCGUGGUGAGAAGAAUAUCUCCCUUGACAUUAUGGUUAGGGAACCUGUUGUGAAGGGGAAGCAGAUGGUGGGUGGGCUGUAG
This is a messenger RNA of Dothidotthia symphoricarpi CBS 119687, 843 nucleotides long. RefSeq lists its product as uncharacterized. Bases 1 to 843 code for a protein of 280 amino acids. NCBI's taxonomy places the organism in Eukaryota, Fungi, Ascomycota, Dothideomycetes, Pleosporales, Dothidotthiaceae. The record is from RefSeq and is a predicted model, not a curated record. The transcript is spliced from 2 exons.